Molecule: messenger RNA, 1036 nt
Organism: Diuraphis noxia (Russian wheat aphid)
Lineage: Eukaryota; Metazoa; Arthropoda; Insecta; Hemiptera; Aphididae
Source: RefSeq, a predicted model, not a curated record
GACCCAACAUAUUGUUAUUAUCCUUCAAAUCAAAUCAGAGGUUCGAAUGUCUAAUUUUAAAAACUUUUAUGUGGUCCAUGGAUUUUCUUAGCUAGUAAAUUUAGUUUAGCAAGUUGCUAUUUGUUGUUGAAGUGAUAGAACGAGUUAAGUAAAAAAAUUAAAAUUAUUUCAACUUAAUAAUUUAUUAUCUCUGCAGCUGCAUCACUCCUCUACUAUUUGGCCAUCUUUUUAGCUGAUCAACCAUCGUAAGUAUUAAAAACCGUAUGUCAAAAUGGGCGGAUCAUCUAGCACUCCUCGAACACUAGAAAUUGAGAAUCCAAACGUGAUCACUUUGUCUGACAAGGUUGUUGAGAGACUCCGAGGUCAAGAACAAAUAGCACCAGUUGACCAGGGUUCACAGAUUUUACCAAUGUAUGUGCAACCAUCGUCUCUGCAAAUACAGAAGGUUGUUCAGCAAGAGCUAGAAGCUAAUGACAAGAGGUGGGAGCAGCGUUUUCACCAUGUCAACAAUAGUCAAAAAGCUCUGAACCGCAAUGUUGAAAUAGAAUACAAAAGAACAUAUGAAAAUGUCAAGAAAUUGUUACCAAUAAUUAAAGACGGAGUACUAAAUGAAACUACAAUAGAAAAAGAAAACGUUUUAUUGGAUUGUCUAGCCAAUAAUAAGGGAACACCGUUGAAUUGCACUGAUGCUGUCAAAGAUUAUAAAAAGGUGUUAUUUCAAUCUACAAUUCAAAAGCUUUAACAUUGGUAGCUUAAUAGAAAAUUAUAUAUAGGAGUUCAAAUGUUUCAAUGAUAAUAUGAAAAAUUGUGCUUAAAUGUAUGAUAUUUUAAUUAUAUACUUAAAAUCAUGGUAAGUAGUUCUGAUUAAAUGAAUAAAAGGCUACUCUGUUAUGUUGUUGAAUUUUUGGUUUAUCAAUACGAUGAAUUUAUUUUGAUCAACUCAACAGUAAAGAAUAAAACAAAAUACUGUAGUUUUCUUCUACAUUAGGAGAUGCCUUAAACUGUUUUUAAUAAAAAUAAAAUGUUUUAUUUUACU